AAAUUCAGAAAAUUCAAUGUGAGGGAGAGCUCACAGUUUCAUGAGGGAGACCAGGAGAGAGAAGAUCCUAAAACAGGGAGGAAGGACCAGCGAUAACUCCAGGAGGGAGCCAGUGCGGAGUUAGCCCAGAGGGAGAGCUCAGUAACCCAGCGACCAGGACCAUUAUUGCCUCUGUUAGAGUUCACAAGUCCCAGGAGAAAGGAGGGGUCGGGGUUCAAAGUUGACGACCUGUUCGCCUCCAAACGAAGAGUAUGAUCGAUUUGGCGCGUGGAUUGGCCAAUGAGGUGAUCGAGAAGGAGAAGGGACCCGAGGGAGCGGGAGCAGUGAAGGAGACCUCCCUGUGUCAUUGGGUCCCUGAAGAUACGGCAGACAGGAAGAGGGGAGUGGGUCAUGACAUUGAGAACACGUUGACUCUGUCCGUCACGGCAUUGAGUCAGACACGGCCUGCCUCAGGACAGCGGGGAAGCUGGCUGGAGGGUGAACAGCGCGAGGCAGAACCGCGGAAUUCUCCAGCGAGCCUCUCCCUCAGUGACCCGGAGCGGGAACAGGAGGAGAUCGACCCUGAGGGAGAGAUGGAACUGGCUCUGGUCCACGGCGAACUGGAGACUGAGCGGAAGAAGCUGGUGAUGGAGCAGCAGUUCCGAGAGGAUCUUCGAUCCCAAAUUGCAGGCCUUGACCAGACACUGCAGCUCGAGAAAGACAAGGCCAGGAGCGAGCUGGAGAGAGCACGACGGAGAGUAGAGGCAGCCCGGAGGAGUCUGGGGGAGGCAGAGAGAUCGGCUGAGGGUGGGCUCAGGGGGCAACACCGAGAACAGCCGCAAGAGGAGGCUGAAGCCCUGGAGGUGGCGCAGAAGGGUUUUGAGGAGCUGGAGUUUCAGUGGCUGGAGAGACUGAGCAGUUUGGAGGAGGAGAAGGAGACCCAGAACCGAUGGCUGCAGCAGGAGCUGUCUCUGAGUCAGAAACGGGUGGCGGACAGAGAGGAGACAGUGAGGAACUUGCAGGAGCAGCUCAGGGAGAUCAAGGAACAGGUCAACCCGGAGGGGAGGCGACGGAUGACCCUCAGCAUGGAGGAAGGAACAAUGUUUAAUUUAGAGGAAUACAGUUCCGGAAUGUACCUCGAGGGAGCCAAUCCGAUGAAGCAGACGCGGGAGAUAAUGGGGAAAUCGAGGGAGGGGAGCGGAGACCACGGGAACGGCCCCCCAACUGUCUUCUCCAUUACCAAGAUGGCAGCAGCACGGGCAGUGCUCAAGGAACCGGCGAACUUCAGGAACAGCUCGGGAUCUAUCUCCCGGAGACGACGGAAUAGCCAUGGAGGCUGGGAUCCGGAACGGCCCGUCUCCCUCCAUGAGGAAGCUCCCAGCCGCGCCUCCAUGCAACUCCUCUCUCUGGUCACCCUGCAUCGGAGUCGGAGUUUCCAACAGGAAAAGCUGCCCUUCUCCACCCCUCCGCGAGGAACCCGUCUCUCCGAACAGCUUCCUGAACUCCGGAAACCCCGGACUGAGCCGAGCGUCAAAGUGUCCCGGAGCACCAGUCUCCACAGUAAUGGCUACUCCCUCCAGACCCUGAUGGAAAUGGAGAACAAGUUGAGGGCCGCCCUGGCCGAGAAGGAGCGCCUCCUGCAGGCUAAGGAUGCCCAGAGGAGGGAGCAGGUGAAGACUGAGGCAGAUCCACACCUUGUACACACAGUGACCCCAGUGGGGACCCCUCCCUCUGACAGGGCCCCCGAUACUGACCGAGCACCGAUUGCCCUGCCGACCUUUGACCUUCGCGCCCAUGUGGAGGCCUGUGGUCAUGCGGUGGAGGGAUGCCGACACCUCACGCUCACGGCCAAGAGUUGCCGAGGAUUCCUCACCAAGAUGGGAGGCCGCAUCAAAACGUGGAGGAAGAGGUGGUUCGUGUUUGACGUUGACAGGAGGUGGUUAGCGUAUUUUACAGACAAAGAGGAGACGAAGCUUAAAGGAGUCAUUUACUUCCAGGCGCUCGAGGAGAUUUAUUUUGACCAUUUGCGGAGAGCCUCCAAGAGUCCAAACCCACCCCUCACCUUCUGCCUGAAAACCUACGAUAGACUCUUCUAUAUGGUCGCCCCGACAGAUGUCACCCUGAGGAUCUGGAUGGAGGUUAUCCUCACCGCUGUGGAGGGCAAUGUUCGGUUUUGAAGAUCCCGCCAACAGCCAGAGACUGAACUUUGGGCCUAAAACGCCUCCUCCCCCCACAGCCCCCUCUUGGUACAUUCCUCAGCACAUCCUGGGAUCAGGAGCUCACCCGCAGGGAGUCGGUUUCCUUUGCUUUCUCCUUUCUUUCUGAACUCAAUACGUACCUUUGAAGCUCAAGUUAUUGUUCAUCGAUUUGGACCGGGCAGUGGGAAUGUCUUGUAAGUCGGAAUCCGGGCCUGUUUCGAUGCUUAGUGAGGUUCAAGAGGAAUACUCCACAGACACACACUGUUCUCUAUGGGAGUUGGGUGCUGGGACACUCAAGAUGGCUGCUUCAGGUACAUUUGGGCUGGCGUUAGAAUUGUUUCACUCAAGAUGGUGGCCAGAGAGUUACUAACACAGAUUUAAAGGCAACAGAGUCAAGCUAGAGGCCUCUGUGCUACCUGUGCUGCUAUUAUUUGGCACAGGUAAAUGCAAGAUGGUGGGCAUUUGGCACUGGUACACCCAAGAUUGUGGGGAUUGGCACUGGUACACUCAAGAUGGGCAUUUGGCACUGGUACACCCAAGAUUGUGGGGAUUGGCAGUAGUACACACAAGAUGGUGGGGAUUGGCAUUGGUACACACAAGAUGAUGGGGAUUUGGCACUGGUAUGUUCACUCAGGAUCGUGGGCAUUUACCACUGGUACACACGUGGGGCUCUGUCACUGGGACACUCCAGAUGGCAGUGGUACGCUCAAGGUGGUAGGUGUCUGAAACUGGUACACUCAAGAUGGUGGAUGUCAGGCACGAGUACACUCAAGAUGGCAGCUACAAAGCUCAAGCUGAGAGUGAGAGGAUUGCCUGUGGUGAGGUAUGGGGCGGAGGGAUCAUAAAUUGGUCCCACAAAUUCCCAUGGUUGGCAAAGAAUCUGUGGUCAGCGCAUUCCUGGGCACUUAGCAAACCUUGCGAGAAGGAAUUCUGAGAUUUGAUGGGACAAAGUUAUUUUGAGGUUGACUGUGAAUUUUCUUUUGUUGAGGAAGGUUUCUACUGACAUGAGUUCCUCCUGAGCCUGACAGGGAGAGUGAACACAGGAGCCUUCACAUCUUGUUGGGGACUGGGGGCGAACAGAGUCGACCCAAGGGAUUCUUGUGUUUGGAACAGAUGUUCGGGAACUGUUUCAGAGUUACCACAAUCCAUACCUGUCCCAGGACAGUGUAGAGGGAGCUUUACUCUGAAUCUAACCCCGAGUUGUCCCUGUCCUGGGAAUGUUUGAUGGGAGACAGUGUAGAGGGAGCUUUACUCUGUAUCUAACCCCGAGCUGUCCCUGUCCCUGGGAGUGUUUGAUGGGGGAACAGUGUAGAGGGAGCUUUACUCUGUAUCUAACCCCGUGCUAUCCCUGUCCUGGGGGUUGGCACUAUCCCCUUGCCGAUUGAUAACUGUGUUUGCUGAGACAGUGGCUCUCCCCGGGCCACACCCUGAUCCAAUGGGACUUCCCAUGGGGCACUGCAAAUGGCCAAUCCUCACCCAGCCUCCCAGUGGCCUUUGCAAAAACCUGGCACUGGAGUUGGUUCUUUGACAGGUACAGUCAUGGAGUCCCACCUCUGCCCUCACAUUCCAGAGGCUUGGGCCUUGGCAAAUGUUGUGGGAAGGAUUGGUUGUUGGUGUGGAAGGGCCAACUGAAUGAAUGGGUUGCUUUCCCCUCUCUGUUUUUAGGUGACACAAUUGAUUAUGAACGGUUUUGCACUCUCUGCCCAUUACCCACCUGCCUGUUUCUCAUGAGUGCCCCGUUGGCACUGCCCCCUGUGCGUCUUCGUACCUGCCAGAGACUCUCAUUGGCUGAAGGACUCAGCCAUGCCGCCAUGUUGUUUGGGUGCCUCCAUCUGCUGGGUCCAGCAUCCUCCCAGCCAAUUGGAAGCCAGGCAGUCUGUCAGUGAACCUGAUUGGAGGGUCACUGGACCCUUCCUGGGGCGUUCACAGCCCCCUGUCCUGUCAGAUAUCCAGAGCGUCGAAGGGGGUUACGAGAUGGGCAAUGGGGUUGGGGUUCCAGCUGCCUCUGCACUGGGAUGCUCGGUUACCCGCGGUGGGAGUGAGAAGGUCUUUGUUGUUGUCCCUUUGUCAAGAUUUCUCCCUCCUUCAUGUCUGUUAUAAUAUAUCAGCUCUGCCUGA
This is a messenger RNA of Hemiscyllium ocellatum (epaulette shark), 4295 nucleotides long. RefSeq names its product pleckstrin homology-like domain family B member 2. The coding region runs from base 252 to 2156 and encodes 634 amino acids. The record is from RefSeq and is a predicted model, not a curated record. NCBI's taxonomy places the organism in Eukaryota, Metazoa, Chordata, Chondrichthyes, Orectolobiformes, Hemiscylliidae. The transcript has 16 exons.